AAGCUUGUAGGUGGCAGUAACGAUGCUCUGAUUAAAAUAAAAAGGAAGAAGAAACUCGUAUUCGUGUGACGCCGGCGAGUCACUUCCGCUUUCAUUGAAACUGUAGCUACAAAUCUGUUAGAAGCCGUUUUUUCCCCUCAGUGUAUUUGUCUGGAGGUGAGCGCUCAUCAGAAGAUGAUUGACUUUAAAGGCUGGGCCGAGUACGUGGUGGAGUGGGCCGCCAAAGACCCCUACGGCUUCCUCACAACCAUCAUCCUGGCCUUGACCCCACUGUUCAUCGCCAGCGCUCUGCUUUCCUGGAAACUUGCGAAGAUGAUCGAGGCCAGGGAUCGUGAGCAGAAAAGAAAGCAGAAGCGGCAGGAGAACAUAGCGAAAGCCAAGAGAUCCAAAAAAGACUGAUCUAAAACAAGGGGAUGCAGGUGGAUGCAAUGUUCCUGUGUGUUUAAAAAAACAAAAACAAACAAACAAAAAAAAACCCUCAGCCCCACUCAGCUGUGCCGAACCCAGAGCAGCUCCUGCAGGGGCUUUGAGAUGGACUUAUCACUCGACACGAGAGUGCACAUCAAGCAAGCUGAUUGAGAUCUCAUUUGCAGAACUGCAGUGUUUUUUGUUUAUUUUUUUCUGGAAAAAUCAUGUAACAUGAUUGCAGCAUUCAACAUUCCAAUACUUUUUAAUGUUGAUGUUUUCCAACACAAAUCCACUUUUUAUUGAUAAUAAAAAAAAAGUUCUUAACA
This is a messenger RNA of Hemibagrus wyckioides, 734 nucleotides long. RefSeq names its product small integral membrane protein 15 (gene smim15). Lineage: Eukaryota; Metazoa; Chordata; Actinopteri; Siluriformes; Bagridae. The transcript is spliced from 2 exons. The record is from RefSeq and is a predicted model, not a curated record. The coding region runs from base 175 to 399 and encodes 74 amino acids.